This is a messenger RNA of Nicotiana attenuata, 1756 nucleotides long. Its product is annotated as WD repeat-containing protein DWA2-like. NCBI's taxonomy places the organism in Eukaryota, Viridiplantae, Streptophyta, Magnoliopsida, Solanales, Solanaceae. The record is from RefSeq and is a predicted model, not a curated record. Gene Ontology annotation, biological process: protein ubiquitination. The coding region runs from base 74 to 1126 and encodes 350 amino acids. Gene Ontology annotation, molecular function: protein binding. The transcript has 14 exons.
AUAUCGUCACUUUAAGAUCUGUACCGAGUUAAAAUCAAACCGCGAAAAAGCUCAAGCUCUACGCUGCGAAUCAAUGCAAGGAGGAUCAACUGGAAUCGGUUAUGGUCUCAAAUAUCAGGCACGGUGUAUCGCCGACGUGAAAGCCGACACGGAUCACACCAGUUUCCUCACCGGAACUCUCAGCCUCAAAGAAGAAAAUGAGGUACAUUUGAUUCGGCUUUCUUCAGCUGGCACUGAAUUGAUCUGUGAAGGUCUCUUUUCUCAUCCUAACGAGAUCUGGGACCUUGCUUCGUGUCCCUUCGAUCAACGUAUAUUCUCUACUGUUUUCUCUUCCGGUGAAACAUAUGGGGCAGCAAUAUGGCAGAUCCCUGAGCUGUAUGGCCAGUUGAAUUCUCCACAACUAGAGAAGAUUGCGGCUCUUGAUGCUCAUAGCUCGAAGAUAAAGUGCACACUUUGGUGGCCAACAGGAAGGCAUGACAAGUUGGUUAGCAUUGAUGAGCAGAAUCUUUUCCUCUGGAGUUUUGAUACUUCAAAGAAAAAUGCACAGGUACAAUCACAAGAAUCAGCAGGUGUGCUACAUUCUUUAUCUGGGGGCGCCUGGGAUCCUCAUGAUUAUAAUGCUCUAGCACUAACAUGUGAAUCAUCAGUCCAACUUUGGGAUCUACGGACAAUGAAGAAAACAAACUCAAUUGAUCAUCCCCAUGUCCGUAAUUUAGAUUACAAUGUGAAGAGAAAGUUUAUGCUUGUAACGGCUGAAGAUGAAUCUGGGAUACAUAUAUGGGAUCUUAGAAUGCUGAAGUUUCCCGUCCUUGAGCUUCCUGGACAUGCUCACUGGACAUGGACUGUCAAGUGCAAUCCCGAAUAUGAAGACUUAAUUCUGAGUGCUGGAACUGAUUCUGCUGUCAAUCUGUGGCGGGCUUCUCCUCCUAGUGGCGACAAACCAUCAUCAGAGAGCUUUGACUCCCCUAAUAGGCCAGUCGAUCCAUUGCUUAACUCAUAUAGUGACUAUGAAGACAGUGUGUAUGGACUUGCUUGGAGCUAUCGAGAGCCGUGGAUAUUUGCAUCAUUAUCAUAUGAUGGAAGGGUGGUUGUAGAAUCGACAAAGCCUCAUCUUCCAAGAAAAUGAAUCAGAACAACCGAAUAUGUCCCUUUCCAAACAUGUAUUCUUGAAAUUGAACCAUGUGUUGGCAAUGGAGUUAAUGCUGCCGAGGUGGAAUAUAGAAUUUUGCAGGAGAUCUCUUUGAUUUUAUCUAGUAUGACGUUUGCAGUUCAUUUCAUGCGGAAGCUUCUAAGCCUGCAGCUUCACUCCAGAUUGAAUUUGCAAAACGUAUGGCACAUGGACAUUUACGUCUUCCAUUCACAUUAGUUUAUGGUUGUCAUAUCUUUGCACGUUUUAGAGGGUCAGAAAAGAGUGAUGUCAUGAACUUUUUCAUAAACUUCCGACCAGGUACUUCAUAAUGGGAUCCACCCAAUGUUAUUGUCCAGCUGACUAUGUCACAAGAUCACUAAAGUCGACAGAUUCUUGUGUGGCCAAGUGUUAACUUCUGUGUUGAUGACAACUUUUCCUUGAACAAACAGAGUACCCGGUUCAUGAUGCCCUUAUUUUUUUAAAUUUUUACUCUACUCGUCUAGUUCCGCGAAUAGAUAUUACUAUGUUAUUGUUCUGUAAAAACAUGAGACCGUUGUGAUUGCAGUUAGUAUUUCAGGCUGAUUGGUUGAUUUGUCUAUCGUAUGAUUAUGAUUAUGAUUAUGAUUA